AUGUUAUAUUAUAAACCUAAACACUUAAAAUCGGUUGUUCCUUCAAUUUUUACAACUGAACCUCAAAGUGCAGCCGAUUCCAUUAUUUUAGAUUCUCGUAUAUUAAGUGAGGAAAAACUCAAUCUAAAUAACAAGUUUGCUUUACUUGAUCAAUUCAGCCAUCGAGCCUUUAAUAUCAAAGAAUAUAAUCUGACUCAAAGAGAAAUACCAAGCAGAAAGAAACAUUUUAUUUAGAAUAAUAAAUUGGAUGUUUGGGGUGAAACAACUUUGACUCUCUUUAGAAAUCAAUUCUUAUAUACAUCAAUAGAUAUUCAUGAGAAAUAUUCACCUGUAGUCUUAUUCAUAUAUGUAAAAAAAGGUGAUCCUAAUACUAAAAUGAGAUUGUUUUGUUCAGUCAGAUUUUAAUAACCCAACCGUUUCAAUGCAGAGAUCGAAACUUAUGGUCGAGUACUUAAAUAUCACUCAAGAGAUGGCACAACUUUUUAUGAUCCUACAUUAUAUGUUGCUAUCUUAGCACAUAAUGAUGUAGAAAUUAGUAUCAAAAAUGAAUUUGCCAAACCUCCAAUACCUAGAAAAAUCCCUUAAAUUAAAAAAAAAGAUGAACAAAAUUUAGAUUUUGAAGAAUUAACAGAAUAAAUAAUUCGAAAAAGAAAAUUAAAAUAGAAAUCAUUAGAUUUUAUUAAUCUUAAUAGAUCAUUGAUAAGAAAAUAGAAGAUUGAAUCUCCUUGCAAUACUGAAAGAUUAAGAGAAAUAAAAUUUAAAUAGACAACAAUAUAAAAAGAAUAAAACUUAAAACGUAUUGCUUAGAAUGCAUUACAUGAUGUUGCCAAAGAAAUUAGAUAAAAAUAAAUGAAUAUUUAAAUCAAGUAAUCUGCUUUACUUAUAAAUAUAGAUAAAUGCAUAAAGAAUGGAUUUGUAAGAAAUGGAUUUAGGUUGUAAUUUUAAUUAAUUACAUAAUACCAUCAAUAAGUAAUUAUAUUAAAGUACAAAAACGCAUAUCAGAAAAAAAUAUGAGGAAAUAAAUUAUGACAAUGUAAUUUAUAUAGAAAAUUAAAAAUAAUAUUUAACAUUAAGGACCAAAAAUAAAAUUAAGAACUUUAUUAAUUUGUAAAAUGAGUAUGCAGAUUUGUAUACAUAGUCAAUAGAAUAAAAUUAAGUAGAAGAGUAACUAAAUUAUUGUUGAAAUUUUAAGAUAAAAUAUUAGAAGCUAUUAUACUGUUACAAAAGGCUUACAUACUGUUAAUCUAAGUAAUUGAUUAUUUGGAUUUAGUUAAAAAAUGUAUUAACAUGCUUGUUCGACAUAAGAAUAAAAGGUUGGAAUUCAUGUAAUAGAUGA
This is a messenger RNA of Paramecium primaurelia, 1336 nucleotides long. The record is from the annotation of a GenBank genome assembly. Lineage: Eukaryota; Ciliophora; Oligohymenophorea; Peniculida; Parameciidae.